This is a messenger RNA of Elgaria multicarinata webbii, 4565 nucleotides long. RefSeq names its product solute carrier family 4 member 3 (gene SLC4A3). NCBI's taxonomy places the organism in Eukaryota, Metazoa, Chordata, Lepidosauria, Squamata, Anguidae. The transcript is spliced from 23 exons. Gene Ontology annotation, cellular component: plasma membrane. Gene Ontology annotation, molecular function: solute:inorganic anion antiporter activity; monoatomic anion transmembrane transporter activity. Gene Ontology annotation, biological process: monoatomic anion transport; transmembrane transport; regulation of intracellular pH. The record is from RefSeq and is a predicted model, not a curated record. Bases 316 to 4071 code for a protein of 1251 amino acids.
AGGAGCAGGAAGCUGCUGCACUGAAGAGGAGGAGGAGGAGGAGGAGGAGGAGGCGUCUGACACAGCUGCCCUACCUGAGCCACUAGCAGGGAAAUGGACACAUGUUGAGUGAUCUCCAGCAGCUGGAGGGAGGGCAAGAAGAGGCCAGCUGCAGCAGCGAGCAACCCGUGGACCCCUGGCUGGAGGCAAGCAGCGCUCCUUCGCAGCAGCUGCGAGGUUAUGCCACGCCUCAGACUUACUGGGUGCCUGCUAAUGAAAGAGAAGGGUUGAUAUUGGCCCAAACAUUGCAUGACGGCCCAUAGAUCAUAAACCAAGAUGGCAGCUGGAAAUACUGCUCCUUUGGGAGGCAUCUUCACUACUGUGCAACAGGAUGGUGAGGAUGCUGAGACGGCCUUUCCUGGCACAGAGGAUGAGGAGGAUUUGGAUAAGACCUUGGCUAUCGAACGGUUUGGUGACCUGAUCAGCAGGUCUGUGCUAAGAGACCAGGAGAAGCAAGGCCGCAGCUACUGCGAGAGCGACUUUGAAUUCCAUCGCCAGACAUCCCACCACAUUCAUCACCCCCUGUCCACCCACCUGCCUCCCCCACACAAGUCCCAGAAGAAGCUUCCCCACUCUGAUAGGAAGAAAAAGAAGAAAAAGAGAAAGCUAAAGAAGACCUCUGUACCUCCCUCCAAUGUCACCCCAACCAUCCAGGAAGAAGAGGAAGAAGAGGAGGAAGUGGAAUCUGAAGGAGAGGAGGCUCUAGAGAAGGAGAUCUCAGCAGAGUCUGAUGCUGAAGCGUCUCCCAAAGGGGAGUCUCAUAGCAAACCACGGGCAGAGCUGACAGAAGGAAGUGUUGAGUUCACUAUUGGGAGUGAGGAGGAGGAAGAGGAAGAGGAGGAAGUCCAUGGUAGCCCAUGCACUUUAUCAUUUCAUGUGGCAGAGGAAUGCAGUCACCUCUCCCCACUCCCAUGCCUCUCCAAUCUGCUGCCAGAGAAGGGACCUACCUCUCCAAAGAGCUUCUAUGGGUACAGAGAUAAUGUAUCUCGGGGAUGGGAUAAACGCAAACCUUGGAGUCAGGUGCCAAGUGGGCAGCGGUCAAAUUACGACCUGAAGGAGAGGGUGUGUAUCGGCAGCAUGACCGCCAUGGAGAGUGCCACAUACCAGCGAAUCCCCACAGAUGAGGCUGAGGCUCAGAUGCUGGCUUCUGCUGACCUUGAUGAUAUGAAAAGUCAUCGUUUUGAAGAUAAUCCAGGAGUAAGAAGGCAUCUGGUGAAGAAACCCUCCCGGAGCCAGACUACCAGAGCCAGUAAAAAGUCUUUGUCCUCACAAUCUGUCAAGAAAAAGAAGAAAAAGAAGAAGCUUGACAGAAAACCCCACGAGGUAUUUGUGGAGCUAAAUGAAUUAGUGGUGGACAAGAACCAGGAUAUGCACUGGAAGGAGACAGCACGUUGGAUCAAAUUUGAGGAGGAUGUCGAAGAGGACACAGCACGUUGGGGGAAGCCUCAUGUAGCCUCACUUUCCUUUCGCAGCCUUCUGGAGCUCAGGAAGACCAUUGCCCAUGGAGCUGUUCUGCUGGACCUGGAGCAAACAACAUUACCUGGUAUUGCUCAUCUGGUUGUAGAGACCAUGAUCAUUUCAGACCAGAUCAAGGCUGAAGACCGAGCCAACGUGUUGAGGGCCCUGCUGCUCAAGCACAGCCACCCCAAUGAUGAGAAGGAGGCAUUCUUCCCCCGGAACCAUUCCAAUUCCAGCAUGAACUCUAUGGUAGGAAACCACCACCACAACCACAACCAUGCAGUUGACACUUGCAUGCCCUUGAUGGGAGAAGAGCGCAUUGAAAUGACUGAGCCCAGAAUCCUCGACCCUGACCACAGAGAGAAAAAUAUGCACCUUCACAGCUCUGAUGGACAUCGUGGCAAAUACCUCAAAUUGAUGGAGAAGAUUCCUGAUGAUGCGGAGGCCACUGUGGUGCUUGUUGGUUGCGUUCAGUUCCUCGAGCAGCCAACAAUGGCUUUUGUCCGUUUAAAUGAGGCUGUCUUCUUGGAGUCAGUCCUGGAGGUUCCAAUUCCUGUCCGCUUCAUCUUUGUCUUGCUGGGGCCAAGCCAGUCCAACAUGGAUUACCAUGAGAUUGGGCGUUCCAUCUCCACACUCAUGUCAGACAAGCAUUUCCAUGAAGCUGCUUACAUGGCAGAUGACCGCCAGGACCUGCUCAAUGCUAUCAACGAGUUCCUCGAUUGUAGCAUCGUCAUCCCUCCAUCAGAAGUAGAGGGGAAGGAUUUGCUAAAGUCAAUUGCCACCUUCCAGAAAAUUCUACUGAGGAAGAGAAAAGAGUGGGACCAGAAGAAGUCCACCAAAGAAGGGAAUGUUCAGGAAGCCAAAGAGCUAUGUGAAGUGAAAGCUGAAGAGGAAGAGGAGGGCGAGGAGGAAGAUGACCCUCUGAAGCGUACCGGCAUUUUCUUUGGCGGUUUGGUGCGGGACAUAAAGCGCAGGUAUCCCAAGUAUCUGAGUGACCUCAGAGAUGCCCUGCACAGCCAGUGCCUCGCAGCCGUGCUAUUCAUCUACUUCGCUGCUCUCUCUCCUGCCAUCACCUUUGGGGGACUGCUAGGCGAGAAGACAGAAGGCCUCAUGGGUGUUUCAGAGCUGAUCAUCUCCACGUCAGUGCUGGGCAUGCUCUUUUCUCUGUUAAGUGCUCAGCCUCUCCUUGUCAUUGGCUUCUCGGGGCCCCUGCUGGUCUUUGAAGAAGCUUUUUACAAGUUCUGCCAGAGCCAGGAAAUUGAGUAUCUGACAGGCCGGGUGUGGAUUGGCUUCUGGCUCAUCGUCUUCAUUGUCAUCAUUGUGGCCGCUGAGGGCAGCUUCCUGGUGCGCUACAUCUCCCCCUUCACCCAGGAGAUCUUUGCCUUCCUCAUCUCCCUCAUCUUCAUUUAUGAAACAUUCUACAAGCUUUAUAAGGUCUUUACAGAGCACCCACUGCUGAGGUUCUACCCACCCUAUCAUCAAAGAGGUCUGAAUGCCAGCACGUUGCCUGCUGAUUCCGUGGUUCUUGACACCCAGAUGCAGCCCAACACUGCCCUGCUCUCCCUCAUUCUCAUGCUGGGGACUUUCUUCAUUGCCUUCUUCAUGCGCAAAUUUAAGAACAGCCGGUUUCUGGGAGGAAAGGCUCGGCGAAUCAUCGGAGAUUUUGGAAUCCCUAUCUCCAUCCUCGUCAUGGUUCUGGUGGACUACACCAUCACCGAUACAUAUACACAGAAGUUGAAUGUUCCCUCAGUACUGUCAGUCACAACCCCAGACAAGCGUGGCUGGUUCAUCCAUCCCUUAGGCAGCAAGCAGGCUUUUCCUAUAUGGAUGAUGUUUGCUUCUGCCAUCCCUGCACUGCUGGUCUUCAUCCUCAUCUUUAUGGAAACCCAGAUCACCACCCUGAUUGUCAGCAAGAAGGAACGGAAGCUGAUGAAGGGGUCGGGCUUCCACCUCGAUUUGCUACUCAUUGGUACAAUGGGAGGGCUCUGUGCCCUUUUUGGGCUGCCUUGGCUCACGGCCGCCACUGUCCGCUCAAUCACCCACGUCAACGCCCUCACUGUCAUGAGCAAGGCCAUUGCACCUGGUGAGAAGCCAAAGAUCGAGGAAGUGAAGGAGCAGCGUGUGACGGGAGCACUCAUCGCUGGCCUUGUUGGCUUGUCCAUUGCCAUGGGGAAUGUAUUGAGCCAGAUCCCAUUGGCUGUGCUGUUUGGGAUUUUCCUCUAUAUGGGUGUGACGUCACUGACUGGCAUCCAGCUAUAUGAAAGGCUUCUCCUUAUCUUCAUGCCCUCCAAGCACCACCCUGAUCAUGUCUACGUUGUCAAGGUGAAGACAUGGCGAAUGAACCUCUUCACAUGCAUCCAGCUAGCCUGCAUCGUGCUGCUAUGGGUGGUGAAAUCCACAGUGGCAUCGCUGGCUUUCCCAUUUGUCCUGAUCAUGACAGUCCCCCUGCGACGAUUCCUGUUGCCACGCUUCUUCCACGAGAGAGAACUCAAAGCGCUGGACUCAGAGGAUGCAGCACCAAACUUUGAUGAAGAUGGGCGGGAUGAGUACAAUGAACUUCACAUGCCUGUGUGAGCUAGCUAGCAUGUGUCUACUGGCCUCAGUUCUCCCUUGGCUUCAUGGGAUAGGCCCUCUUUCCUCAUGCUCUCCCUGAACAACAACCAAUCAGACGUGGCUUUGAACUGAUCACGGGCCCUGACCAACUGGCAGCUGUGUUGCAGCCCUUCAGGAAGCUCCAGGCCACAAGGGAAGCUUGGGCCAAGCAGAGCAAGAGGUGCUGCCUUCCUCUGGACUUACACAGAACAUGGGGCCAGCCACCAUCACCCACAUUCCCCCCAAACAGGCCCUGCUGGUGUUGUUGCUGUGCCAUACAUAGGCCAGAGUAGGUACCUUAGCCAGCUCUCAUUCGCCUCCUCCCCUCAGAAGACAAGCAGACUCCACUGCUUUGCCAAGGGGAAAACAGCAGCAGGCCAGCACAGAAAAAAGGAAGAGAGCAACUGGGCCCUCACCAGAAAUGCCAAGCUUGAUGCUGUUCAUGCAGAUCUAGCAGAUUCCUGAGAGGUGUGUGU